UCGGCGCAGUGGGUGCUGGGAUUGUCAAAACAAGCCGCAUCCGUCCGUCCGUUCUGAGGUUAGACCCACACAGGCAACGACGCCAUCUUGAAAACUUGGGCUUGUUGCUGUUCUUUCCCGCCGAUCGCGACACAGAAAUGCAUCUAUAUUGUUAAUAGUUUAGUUCCCUGCUCUCAUUUUAAAUUUAUUUAAAACAAUCCCCGUCCCGGUUUAAUUACUCCGCAUAAUAAAUAUAUGAAACGGUUGGUGCAUCAUGUUUUGGAAGUUUGAUCUUCACACAUCAUCCCAUGUAGACACGCUCCUGGAGAAGGAAGAUGUGACCCUUACUGAAUUAAUGGACGAGGAAGAUGUUUUGCAGGAAUGUAAAGCUCAGAACCGUAAACUGUUGGAUUUUCUGGUCAGACCACAGAGUAUGCAUGAUUUGGUAACGUAUAUCACCCAGGAACCACCAGAUGACAUGGACGAAAAGAUGAAAUACAAAUAUCCCAACAUAUCAUGUGAGCUGCUUACUUCAGAUGUAGCACAACUAAAUGACCGACUAGCAGAAGAUGAACCUUUGCUAACAAAACUUUACAGCUUUCUGCAGAAUGAGCUACCACUUAACCCUUUGCUUGCAAGUUUUUUCAGUAAAGUGCUAAGCAUUCUUAUCAGUAGGAAACCUGAACAGAUUAUUACAUUUUUACGAAAGAAGGAUGCAUUUGUAAGUUUAAUGCUCAAACACAUUGGGACGUCGGCACUUAUGGACUUGCUACUCAGGUUGUUGACAUGCAUUGAGCCACCACAGCUAAGGCAAGAUGUUUUAAAUUGGUUGAAUGAGGAAAAGAUUAUUCAACAUUUAAUAGAAAUGAUACAACCAUCUCAAGAUGAAGAUAGGCACUCCAAUGCAUCACAAUCGUUGUGUGAAAUCAUCCGCCUUAGUAGAGACCAGAUGAUUCAGAUGCAGAGCUUACCAGAACCAGAUCCACUUUUGGCCACAAUAGAAAAGCAAGAAACUUUAGACUACUUGCUUGCAAGUGUCCUCGAUAAGGAGAAGAUCGAAUCAGCAAUUGUGAAUUGUAUCCAAAUAUUAUUGACAUUGCUGGAGACUCGAAGGCCUGCUUUUGAAGGCCAGCUAGAGAUUUGUCCAACUGGUAUGAAUCAUGCAGCCUUUUCUGUGAGUAAUAGCACAUUGCAAGCCAUUAGAGAAAGGCUGAAAGACUUCCAUCAAAUACUACUGGAACCUCCAAAGAAAAGUCCAAUGAAAAUGACGUGGGGAAUAUUAAACACGCCAGUGGGGAAUACCCGUCUAAAUGUGGUCAGACUUGUAGCCAGCCUUCUGCAAACAAACACAUACAGUAUUAAUGCAGAACUUGUAGAACUUAACACUAUAGAUGUUUUAUUGGAUAUGUACUUCAGAUACAUUUGGAAUAAUUUUCUUCAUGUACAAGUAGAAAUUUGCAUUGCAACAAUCUUAGGAAGUCCUCCACCUCUUGACACCAGCAUAGAAAACAACAUAGAAGAAAAUCUUGAUACUGCCAGAGAAAAUAUAUUAAUUAAACAUUUGUUGCAGAAGUGCCAAUUAAUUCAGAGAAUACUCGACGCAUGGGACAAUAAUGACAAAGAACAAUCAGAAGGUGGAAGACGGAAAGGGUACAUGGGUCACUUAACACGGAUAGCCAAUGCUGUUGUGCAUAAUGCUGAGAAGGGGCCAAACAGUGCAUUAAUAAAUCAGCUGCUUAAAGAUCUUGAUGAGGAUUACAGGGAAAGAUGGGAAACGUUUACCACGGGUUCAUUGGCAGAAACCAAUAAGAAGAAUACUGUGGAUUUGGUUAGCACACACAAUAUACAUUCAUCCAGUGAUGAUGAAGUUGAUUUUAAAGAACAGGGCUUUGCUCCAGACUCAGGGUUACAGCAAGCCUUUUCUGAUUAUCAGAUGCAACAAAUGACGUCCAAUUUUAUUGACCAGUUCGGCUUCAAUGAUGAAGAGUUUGCUGAUCAGGAAGACAUGGUGAAUGUCCCCUUCGAGCGAAUUGGUGAUAUCAAUUUUUCAUUGAAUACAAAUGAGAGUGCUAAUGUAGCACUAUUUGAGGCAUGCUGUAAAGAAAGGAUACAACAAUUUGAUGACAGCGGGUCCGAUGAAGAAGAUAUUUGGGGAGAAAAGGAUGUAACCUUUGCACAAGAUACAAAAAAUCGACACAGAAGUUCAGGUAGCACAGACAGUGAAGAAAGCACAGAUUCUGAAGACGAGGAAGGUGAUAAACGGGAUAAUACAUUUGAGCCCAGUGGUACCAAUCCAGAUGACAGAAUGGAAAUUGAUGCAAAUGAUGCCCCAGGGUGGACAGCAAACUUUGAAGUGCCUAUGGAAACUACAAACAUAAAUGCAUCAAAUUCCAGUGGACCUACUUUGUGGAGUUCAGGUGAUGCGGUAUCGCAGGAAAGUGGAUGGGCUACUUUUUCGGAUUUUUCCUCUCAGUUAAGGUCAAAGGAUCCUUUAAGAAGUAGCUCCCCAAUUGCAAUGGAAACCAGUUUGGACCCAGGGGAUGCUCGACACAGUUGUGUAGCAGCACAUCAUGAAGAUUUUGUUGCAACCUCACACCUUGCCUACAAAGAACAAAAAGCAGGGUCAGCCACGUUAAAUUUAGAACCCAAUUUGUCCGAUGGUGAGGAUGAAGAGGUGGCUACAGACCAAGUAACAGAGACAGUCACAAAUGGCUCCAUGAAGGAGACAGUAAGCCUUACAGUAGAUGCCAAAACUGAAACUGCUGUGUUUAAAAGAGUGUUGAAAUCCUAUCGUGAGGACGUAAAGUUGUCUACCUCUGAAGAUGUUUCUUCAAAAUAUACGUCGCCAGAUAAUUUAGAAGCUGCAAAAGUCACCUCAACGUCACUGUCUAAUGAUUAUCGAAUAGAUGGUUUGAGGCCCGAUGAAGACAAUAUAAAAUCUCGAGCAAAAGACACCUUGAAUGGCCCCAUUGACAAUGUAGCAUCAAUGGAAGAAGUCAAGAUGGCUCAACAAGUCCUGUCACCUGAAGCUUCAAUUAAUGGACCUGCAUGAAUAAUUCUGCCUGCUGUUGUCUACUCCAGCCUGAGCAGCUACUAUCCAGGGGUAUCAGUGGGGUUCACUGGAGGCACUGGGUUUAGGCCAAUCAAAGCCAGUCACUGCUGCACUAAAUUUACAUGGGAUCAGGACCAGCAAUAUUCUUAUCGUAUUUUUUUUUAAAGAUGGAUGUGCAAAGAAGAGUUUGAAUGAAAUGUAUAAAUGAGGGUAUUACAUGUUAACAGAUGCAAAGAACUGUUGCGUGCAUUUGUUUCGAAUACAUGUCCUUUUAAAUGGGUUGAUCAGUCCAUUAAAUAUCUUGCCACUCACAUAAUUAGUAUUGUUGCCAUGGUUAUAAGAGUAGAAUAUUUUAUAAAAGUGUGUAUACUUAAACCUAACGUAUAUAAUUGAAAUAUACCAAUUGGAACACAUAGUGUGACCAAAGUGUUUAGAAAUUUUCAUACUUUUUUUCAUCUUGUAUAAGAAUUUAACUUUCAGUGUUUCUUCCAAGUGGGCAGUGUAAAUUGUAGAGGUGAAAUGCAAAUGUAAAAGUGUUAUUUUGAUCGAGUUGCCUAUAUUAAACCAAUUGCUAGGAAAAAAAAUAAUUGUAAAUGUUCAAGAGUGACUCUUUCCUUCAGAUUUUAUUUGUAAACAUUUCUUGAAAUCUAGAUUAGUCUUGGAAACUCUUUUAAGUCAGAGCUUAAAUAUACUUGUUACUCAAUAUGAGUUGAUCAUUUGGUAUGUCACUGAAUAACCAUAAGUAUGUUUGUCCUUCUGUAUCUUUUAAUUUCAGAGCAACAGAUUGUACAAAUCAAAGGUGAAGAAUGCUGAGCAUUAGCUUUGAAUUGCACGUGGCUAUUGUGUGGUUCACUUAACUAAAGAUCUGAUCAUUUUACUGUUUUAAAAAAUUCCGUUGAAUCAUUUAACCAGUUUGUUUUUUUUAGAUCCAUUUAUUUUGCCAGGUGAAUAGAGCUUGAUCAGGAUGAACUGAUGCCUGAGCAGUUAACGUAAUAUGAGUUGGCUAAAAGAUUAUUUUGAAAUAAAUUUCUACGGAGUGAAGAGCCUACUUGAGGAAAGUAUGACAGUAACUCCAUAUUUUGAAUUCAGGGAUUUAAAGUGUUUGGCAGAUUGGACCUCUUCAAGGGACCUUACUGGACUGUUAAUGGAGGCGAUGACUAGCAUUGGGUUAUACUAAGGCAAUUUUGAAAAUGUCAUUUGACAAAGUGCCUAUGGUACAGGUUAAAGUGAAAUGAGAUGAUGGUAAUGCUUGAUAAAUUUGUGGAAGAAUUCUUUCACAUUAGAAAAUAGUAUCUGUUGCAGGAAAGUCAAAUAAGAUGUGCACUCGCCUAUUGGUGUGGCCUGUUCUUUGCAGCAUCUACAGUAACUAUAUUGUUGGAUCCUUCAAGCACCUUAAUAUGUUCAAAGUCAAUGAAAUAUUUUAUAUCAACUUCAUCACUGUUUUAAAAAAAAACAGCUUGGGAUUAGAGCUCUAGAAAUAAGCAUUGGAAAAGAAAAUCAAACCCAGCAAUGCAAUUUUCUGUGAUCUACCAAACUGCUUUGGGGUGAUAAAAUCCAAAUACAAUUGUUAAUGCUUGAUUCACCACUUAAACUUCUAAAAUAGUUGAUCACAGAUACUUGAAGAUUGGGAUACUGAAACAUCUUUUAAGUAUCCCAGUGUAGCAAUUACUUAAAAAUGUGGUAGGAUUAUAGUGUACAAUUUUUUUAAAGUAAAAAAUUAGAUUGGGAAAAGAUGGAUUAUUUCCAAACCGGAACUGUGGGAGUUACAAUGUUAUAUAGAUGUGGCUGCCAAAUGGGGGAUAAAAGUCUAUUCCAUCUUGACAAUCUUUUGUUUGCAAGGUUUAUGUGUUUGGUUGCAUGAUAAAAUGGCAAUCGUUUUUAAUACACCGCCAGGAUGGACAUGAACCACUCACACAAGUACAAAAUGUAAAAAGUAUUGGCAUCUUGCUGUCAAAUGAUUCUGGUUGUAUGAUACAUUUUCAUUUGUCCAAUUUCCAAUGUGCAUCCAAUAUACAAUGUAAAUAUACUUUGUUAAAUUUAAUGCCUUUAGUUAAAGUUUGCAAUAAACUGAAUUGCUUAAGUUGUACAAAA
Messenger RNA from Amblyraja radiata (thorny skate), 5122 nucleotides. RefSeq names its product protein phosphatase 6, regulatory subunit 3 (gene ppp6r3). The transcript is spliced from 25 exons. Gene Ontology annotation, cellular component: nucleus; cytosol. Gene Ontology annotation, molecular function: protein phosphatase regulator activity; protein phosphatase binding. The coding region runs from base 254 to 3031 and encodes 925 amino acids. NCBI's taxonomy places the organism in Eukaryota, Metazoa, Chordata, Chondrichthyes, Rajiformes, Rajidae. The record is from RefSeq and is a predicted model, not a curated record.